AUGUUAUUUGUUUUUUUGUCUGUAAGAGAUACAACACUAAGACAAUUUUCAUUCACACCACAACGUAUUAUCUACACUCGUGUGCCCAAAUGUGGUAGUACAACAUUACUUCGUUUAUUUCAAGAUCAGAGUCAAAUAAUGAAUUUUAAUGUUGCUGUUCGUGGACCCGCAUGGACAUAUCAAUUAAAUACUGAAGAACGAAAAAGAUAUAUUAUGGAAAUUAACAAUUUACAACCAUUCACUAUAUUCAUACGUCAUAUUUAUUUUGUCAAUUUUGGUUUUCAACAGUCAUCAUCAUCUUCAUUAGGCCAUAUUAGUUUAAUACGUGAUCCCAUAAAACGUAUCAUAUCACAAUAUUAUUUUGUGCGUCAUAGAUGCUUACAUGACAAAAUUUGUCCAGGAAAAUUUAAUAAAGCUUAUAUAAAUCAAACAUUAGAUGAAUGUUUAGAACACAGUACGUACAAAUGUAUAUCAAUGGUUAAUGGUGUAUCAAAUAUGAUUGGAUUUUUUUGUGGACAAUCUCUUUUUUGUAAUGACUUAAAUUCCGUAAAACCAUUGAAGAAAGCAAAAUUAAAUAUCAUACAAUAUUAUACAAUGGUAGGCAUGUUGGAACAAUUGGAUCAAUUUCUCUAUGUUUUAAAUCAUCAGAUGCCAAGAUAUUUUGAUAAUAUUCAUCACUUAUACAAAGCAAGAAAAUCUCCACGUAAAAAUAAAUCGGCUAAACCUCCACACUUACCUAGUAAUCAUACAAUAAAAAAAUUAAAAAUAUUAUUGAAAAAUGAAUAUGAACUAUAUGAAUUUGUUUACAAACGAUUCAAUGAACAAUAUACUAAGUUGAUCAAAACUUAUUCUACAAACUCCAAUAUGACACGGUAG
Messenger RNA from Didymodactylos carnosus, 876 nucleotides. The record is from the annotation of a GenBank genome assembly. NCBI's taxonomy places the organism in Eukaryota, Metazoa, Rotifera, Eurotatoria, Philodinida, Philodinidae.